GAUUUUGUAUGCUUAAGAGAAUGAGGUUUCCUAUUUGCAGGAGGUGUUGUAAUUUUCUAUAGGUGGGGCUCCAGUGUUAUAUAAUCUCAAGGCAGAACUGCUGAGAGGUUAGAGUGAGUUACACUGUGCAAGAGAUACUAGGGAAUCAGGCACGAGGAAACAUGUCUGGAAAACCCAAGCUGCACUACUUCAAUGGACGAGGCCGGAUGGAACCAAUUCGGUGGCUCCUGGCAGCAGCUGGGGUUGAGUUUGAAGAAUCUUACCUGGAAAAAAAGGAAGAUCUGACCAAGUUACAGAAAGAUGGAUCCCUGCUCUUUCAGCAAGUGCCAAUGGUAGAGAUCGACGGGAUGAAGCUGGUGCAGACCAGAGCCAUUGCCAACUACAUAGCAACCAAGUACAACCUCUACGGGAAGGAUGUGAAGGAGAGAGCCCUAAUCGAUAUGUACGUGGAAGGAAUGUUCGAUCUCAAUGAGUUACUCAUGAUGUAUGUUAUCCAACCUGCAGACAAAAAGGAGGAAUAUUUUGCAAAUAUGAUGGACAAGGCUGAAAACAGAUACUUCCCAGCCUUUGAGAAGGUUUUGAAAGACCAUGGCAAAGACUUUCUGGUUGGCAACCAGCUGAGCAGGGCAGAUGUUCAAUUACUUGAAGUCAUUUUAAUGGCAGAGGAGUACAACCCUUCUAUACUUGCAAAAUUUCCUCUCUUGCAGAGCUUCAAAGCAAGAAUAAGCAAUAUCCCCACAAUUAAGAAAUUCCUGCAGCCUGGCAGCCAGAGGAAACCACGAACAACAGAGGAAGAUGUUGCCAGAGCAAUGAAAAUAUUCCGCUCCUGAGCAGCAGUUUAUCCACAUACAAGCUGUAUUUCAUUGUGUUUGAUGUUAGUGACAAAGAAAAAUUAAUGGAAUGAGUGAAAAAAAUGGGUUAUGAUCUCUUUUUCCUUAGCUACAGGGCUGGUUUUAUCCCACUGCAGACAAUUUAUGGUAAAGCUACAUGAGUGUACCAGCAAAAGAAAUUGUCCGCUAAACAGGGGGUGUAUUGGACAACACAGAAUGCCUUAAAUAACUAAAGAGAAUACCUGAAAUAAAUUCUUACUAUUGAUACUCAAAACCCAGCUGGUCAUUGAUUUCUUGCUGCUACUUCUAUGCCUAAGAUCUGUCUGGUGCUAUUUUCCUGGUAUUCCCAAGAAUUGUUGGAAAAUUAGGCAUGAUUAUUCCAAAGAGUAGGUUUUUGUCACAGUAGAGCUAGUCUGCAGCUGGACAGAUAAAUCUGGCUAUAAUAUGAAACCUAACUUGGCUCUUCUAGUUCAAUAAACAACUCCCUAGGUGAACAGUGAGAUUUGAACUCAAAGAGAGCACCUAAUCCCUUUCAACCAUACAUGCAGAGACAUUGCUGGUCCAGGUACUGGGCAGUGUUAAGACCCAGACCAGCCAGCACUUGAGACCCGGUAGUUUUGAGAUGCCUGUAUAAGAAACUCUGGACAAUAAAGCACGCUGUUUGUUGCGGA
Messenger RNA from Passer domesticus (house sparrow), 1501 nucleotides. Its product is annotated as glutathione S-transferase-like. Lineage: Eukaryota; Metazoa; Chordata; Aves; Passeriformes; Passeridae. The record is from RefSeq and is a predicted model, not a curated record. The coding region runs from base 162 to 830 and encodes 222 amino acids. The transcript has 7 exons. Gene Ontology annotation, biological process: glutathione metabolic process. Gene Ontology annotation, molecular function: glutathione transferase activity.